Solanum dulcamara is the source of this 1872-nucleotide messenger RNA. RefSeq lists its product as uncharacterized. The transcript has 2 exons. NCBI's taxonomy places the organism in Eukaryota, Viridiplantae, Streptophyta, Magnoliopsida, Solanales, Solanaceae. The record is from RefSeq and is a predicted model, not a curated record. Bases 211 to 909 code for a protein of 232 amino acids.
GAUCAAUAACCUCUUUGUUUUGCACAGAUUGCACUAUAUUCAAAAUUGAAAUAAAGAAGCAAGAUUGAUACAAUGUAAAAAUAUUUUUCACCUUGUUCAUUAUACAUACCCUCAUCCUCCCUCCUCUACUUUAUCCUUUCUAUAGAGCAGAAAAAAUUUGUUAACUUUUCGAUACAUUCCACAAUUUCAUAUCCUCCAAUUUUCAGAACAAUGAGUUCAUAUCCUUGCCCAAAAUGUCCAAUUUCCAUCAGAAACUCCACAAAGUUUCCUCAUCCAAGAACACCAACAUCUACAAAACACAAAAUUUCUUAUCCUAAAUCCCUCAUCUCCCAACUUUCACUCUCCAGUAGUUCAUCUCUCAGUCACCAAAAAACAAGAACAAACAGUGUAAGUUUUGAAGACAACUAUCCGACCAUGUCAGAAAUCAUGGAGGCAUCGAGAUCCCAAAAUCUUCAUCUUCAUCUGAAAACAUUGGGACCCUUUUUCAGAAUCACAGCAAAGAGCUUAAAAACCCAAAGAGAGCUUGGAAAAGCUGAGGGUUUGAUAAGGGUCUGGUUUCAAGGCAAAAUUCUACACUUGGACUCAAUUAGGCUUCAGAGAGAGACUCUGGGGAUGGAAAAAUCAAUAUUUGGGAUUGGAUUGUUUAUUGGAGCAGUCGCAAUUAGGCAUGGUUAUGACUCUGGUUGUAGAAAAGCUGAGUUGCUCGCCAUUUAUGAUACUGAACUUUACCACACCAAGCUUGUGAGAUUCUACACAAGAAUUGGCUUCAAGUCAGUUCACCAAGUUAGUGGUGAAUCACUUGGAGAUGUUGGUCACAUGUUAGUCUGGGGAGGCAAAGGAACUCGAAUGGAUGCUCACAUUGAAGAUCUUCUUGUAAAAUGGUGCACCCGAUUUAAACCGAAGAGUUGAUUUUACUUCAACGAGUUUAGCUUUGUCUAUAGUAACUCAGUUGGUUGGUUACCUAACCUUUUAAUAUAUGAAAUAUGGUACAACAAUGUACUUUACAUUGACAUGUUAUGCAACAAGAUAAACUUUUGUACGUUUAAUUUCACAUUUGAUUCAUAAACUGCAGGGACAUUUUUUUUCUCCCCUAUUCUCCUUAGCUAAUGAACCUAAGUGGUGUUUGAAUUUGAUUUUGGAAAUAGUUUAUGAAGUAAUUGAUUUCUGAGUUUGGUUUACAAAGAACAUCUUGGUAAACAAGUACUUAAGUUCAUCUACCAUCAUUUUAUUUCAGAAUUAAUUUAAAUAAUAAGUAUCUACUAACAAUAUAAAGAAUUAUUUCACUUCAAUAUGUUCUAACGUGUUAUAUCAAGUUGUUUGUCUGAUUUUGUAUCCUACUAAUCUCAUUUAGUAUAAAAUAAUUAAUUAUAAUCACCUCGACUUGAUGGUAUUAGAUAAAAAUUAAGCCAUCAUUAUAAACUCUUGAUAUCAUACUCUAAAAGCAGGCGAAUUAACUAGUGAAAUUUACGAUGAGUGUCCUCCUAUAGAACGUUUAUUUAAAAAUUUUGGCCUUGUUAACUAAAUUUAACAGUUUUAGAGUCAUGAUGGAAAACUUCUUCCCCCCCGUCCCUCCCCCUUUAUUUAUGUUAGAUUUUCUGUGAGCUAGUUGAAGUUGCUCUCCUUUUGCCUGCCUUCAGGCGAAUUUUUCAGGUUUCAGUAACUCUGCACAAUUUACAGGUGUACAGAUUUUCUAAGAUGAAAAGAUUGUCUUUCUUCACACACAAUUACAAUUAAAAUGAAAUGAGAUAUGUAAUGUAGAAAAUUAUAGACUCAUCCCUUAUUACCAUUAUUGGAUUUGUUUAGCUUUUAAAAAAGUCAUUGAAAAAGACAAAAUGAAUAUCUUGAUUUUUGAUGGUUUAUGUUAAAUUUAAC